UCGGUCCCAUUGUUCAAAAUUCAAGUAAUCUUUUCCCGCCGAGGCUAAAAAAACAUUUUAAAAACACCAAAAAAAGAGAACUAACACAUAAAGAAGCUACCCUUUCCAAAUUGCAAGUGAACACAGAAUCCAUUGAAGAUGUCGGUGGCACUUUUCGAGACACCCCAGCCCUUGAUGGUGCCAGGGUACACCGGCUAUGUGCCGCAGUACCGGUACCGCAUCGGAGAGACCUUUGGCAAGACGACGCACAAGAUCAUGCUGGACCCUCACGUCCAGCUCGCGGACAAGCUGGUGCUGUCGGACCGAUCCAGCGACAACUACCAGGUGACGCGGCCCAGCGAAAAUGACGUCGACAUCGUGCAGAGCCGGUUCCGAUACGGUGACCCCGUGUACCAGCACCCCGUCAUUCCGGGCUACGAGGGCUUCCUGCCGAGGAUCCGCGGCCAGUCCGGGCAGCGCUUCACGGCGGCGGCGGCGGCCGCGCUGUCCGACUUCGAGCAGCAGCAGCGCAAGGCGCGCGCCACCAGGAACCAGAUCGUGCGCACGCAGCACCUGCAGAACAACGCCGCCGAGCCCAGGGACCUCCUGGACCGCAUGGUGCAAGCCAACCAGUGGAAGAUGCCGCUCUACAUGGUGCGGCCGGAGAUGACGGGCGUCAUCAGGCACGUGUGCGCCCCCGAGGCCGCCGUGCCGCCGGCCAGGAACACCAUCUCGCCCUACUUCGCCGACCCCAACGACCCGGAGAAGUACUUCGUGCUCGGCUACACGGGCCACGUGCCCUACGGCAUGGCGCGCUACGGCCAGACCAGCCAGGCGCUCACCAACUCGGCCCUGUGCGACUUCACCCACAACUACCGGCGCCGGCAGAGCACCGAGUGGGCCCCCGUCGGCGUGGUGCAGCCCGACCCGCCGCUGCUCAUCACCCCGCCCGAGAUCUACCACAAGCACGUCGCCCUGCUGCCGCACUACGUCGGCCACCUCCCCGGCGCCAAGUUCCGGUAUGGACGAACAUACGGAAGCGACUCCAGAGAUGGUAAAAGGUGGCUGAGGGGAGACUACACAACUUGAAGACACAGCACCAGUUAAAAAAUAUGCAAGUAGAAUUUUAUUCUGUGAAAUUGAUGGGGGCAAAACAACUUUAACAUGAAGUAACAUGUAACAACCAAAUCAGCAAACCAUACUUUUAAAUGAUAUUAAAAGGUAUGGAAGAAUAAUUAUCACAAAACAUAUCACAAAAUGAAAAUGCUAUUGAGAAACAAACGUAAAAUAAAAGCAAAAGGUGCAUUAUACUGUUUAAAAUAUUUUCAAGAAUCUUCAUGACAAAUAAAUAAUACCUCAACAUUGGGUCAUCCAAAGGUCAGGUACAUGGCACAAACUUAUAAAUUAUAUUCUUAUGGUUCUUAAAGUCCUACAUACAUAAUAUAUAAAGAUUCAUAUGAAAACAAAACACCUACAUAAAAUAUAACAAAAA
Thrips palmi is the source of this 1471-nucleotide messenger RNA. Its product is annotated as UPF0605 protein CG18335-like. The transcript is spliced from 7 exons. NCBI's taxonomy places the organism in Eukaryota, Metazoa, Arthropoda, Insecta, Thysanoptera, Thripidae. The record is from RefSeq and is a predicted model, not a curated record. The coding region runs from base 139 to 1068 and encodes 309 amino acids.